AUGUCGAAAAGACGUUGCUUGAGGGUGGAAUUGCUGCCCCACCAUGUAGUAGAGCGAAUCCUGGAGAGAGUUGCGGUGAAGUCUCUGCUGAGAUUCAAGGCCGUAUCGAAGCAAUGGAGAUCAACAAUUGAGUCCCAAUUCUUCCAAGGAAGACACUUGACGCAUCGUCAGCGAUCAGGAGAUCCAGAUGUUCUCAUGGUGUCCCCAACUACCCACCCGGACACUGGUCACACCCUAACAACACUGGUGUUGGGUUCAUCCUCAUCGGUCAAGAUCCCUGUUCCUUGGGAGGAGACGGACAAUACACCUUACCGUGUUUUCCAUAGUAGCUGUGACGGUCUCCUUUGUCUCUCUAAUCGCUACAAAUUUUUUGUGGUCAACCCCGCCACUCGAUGGUAUCGGGCUCUUCCUCCCUGUAGCUUUCAACAACUCUAUCAUCAAUCUCUUUUUGACUUUCAGUAUGGAUACUUUACGCCUGGAUUCGGUAAAGACGUAUUCUCGAGCACAUACAAGCCCGUUUGGUUAUUCAACUCUUUAGAAUUAGGCCUAAAAAACGCUACCACAUGCCAAGUUUUUGACUUUACCACCAACGCUUGGAGGUAUGUCACUCCAGCUGCUCCUUACCGCGUUCUUGCUCCCGUUAAGCCUGUGUUUGUUGAUGGGUCGCUUCAUUGGUUAACCGACUGCCUAGAAACCAAAGUUGUAUCUUUCGAUCUUCACACCGAAGCUUUUCAAGUCAUCUCUAAAGCUCCCUUUGCGAUCAAUUCCUCCCCCAAUCCUCUCGGGAUGGUCAUGUGCAACCUCGACAACCGCUUGUGCGUAUCUGAGAUGAAGCGGCCACACCAAGUGAUAUGGUCGUUCAAUUCAAACAACAAGACAUGGGACAAAAUGUAUUCUAUAGACCUGGAUUUUACCGUUGCUUUGCAUGGUAUCCCAAGAUUUACAAGUUACGCUCUCGUGCCACUAGCAAUUUUAAAGAAAAAGAAGAAGAAGAAGAAGAAGAAGAAGUUGUUGUUUUAUGAUCCUAAGCUAACUGGACAACUAUUUUAUGCAAGUGAUUCUGAAAUCAAACGGGAUGAAGUUGCUUUCUAGGCUAGAUCCACUGGACUUCCUGUUUGUUAUUUCCCGAGUUUAAUCUCUAUUUUAUAGAUUUGGUUAGU
Messenger RNA from Camelina sativa (false flax), 1160 nucleotides. NCBI's taxonomy places the organism in Eukaryota, Viridiplantae, Streptophyta, Magnoliopsida, Brassicales, Brassicaceae. The record is from RefSeq and is a predicted model, not a curated record.